This is a messenger RNA of Rangifer tarandus platyrhynchus (Svalbard reindeer), 675 nucleotides long. The record is from the annotation of a GenBank genome assembly. Lineage: Eukaryota; Metazoa; Chordata; Mammalia; Artiodactyla; Cervidae.
AUGGCAGAUGAGCAGGAAAUCAUGUGCAAAUUGGAAAGCAUUAAAGAGAUCAGGAACAAGACCCUGCAGAUGGAAAAGAUCAAAACCCGUUUGAAGGCUGAGUUUGAGGCCCUUGAAUCAGAGGAGAGGCACCUGAAGGAAUACAAGCAGGAGAUGGACCUCCUGCUACAGGAGAAGAUGGCCCAUGUGGAGGAACUCCGACUCAUCCACGCUGAUAUCAAUGUGAUGGAAAACACUAUCAAACAGUCUGAGAAUGACCUAAACAAGCUGCUAGAGUCUACCCGGCGGCUACAUGAUGAGUAUAAGCCACUGAAGGAACAUGUGGAUGCCCUGCGCAUGACUCUGGGCCUGCAGAGGCUCCCUGACCUAUGUGAAGAGGAGGAGAAGCUCUCCUUGGAUUACUUUGAGAAACAGAAAGCAGAGUGGCAGACAGAGCCUCAGGAGCCCCCGAUCCCUGAAUCAUUGGCCGCUGCAGCCGCUGCCGCCCAACAACUCCAAGUGGCUAGGAAGCAGGACACUCGGCAGACAGCCACCUUCAGGCAGCAGCCCCCACCUAUGAAGGCCUGCCUGUCAUGUCAUCAGCAGAUUCACCGGAAUGCACCUAUAUGCCCUCUGUGCAAAGCCAAGAGUCGGUCCAGGAAUCCCAAAAAGCCAAAACGGAAGCAAGAUGAAUGA